Molecule: messenger RNA, 417 nt
Organism: Vairimorpha ceranae
Lineage: Eukaryota; Fungi; Microsporidia; Nosematidae
Product: peptidyl-prolyl cis-trans isomerase nima-interacting 1-like protein
Exons: 1
Coding region: 1-417 (138 amino acids)
Cellular component (GO): cytosol; nucleus
Molecular function (GO): peptidyl-prolyl cis-trans isomerase activity; protein binding
Source: RefSeq, a predicted model, not a curated record
AUGUGGCACAGACUAAAAGAACCAGAAACUAAUAAAAUUUAUUUUUAUAAUGAUGAGACAAAAGAAAAAACGUAUAUUCGACCAAAUGAUGGGUUUAGACUCUAUCAUAUACUAAUUAAACACAUCAAUUCAAGAAAUCCAAAUGACAGAAGUGAAGUAGAGGCUUUAAAUCUUAUAAAUAAACUUUACUUAGAUUUACAGCAAAAUAUCAAUAUUGAAAAUUUUAGGGAAUAUUUUAAAGCAAAGGCUAUGGUAGUUUCUGAAUGUAAAUCUAAAUCUAAGGGUGGUGAUUUGGGAUUCGUAUGUAAAAAUGAGAUGUACAAAGAAUUUGAAAAAGCAGCUUUUAUGCUAAAACGUGGUAGACUAGUAGGGCCUGUUAAAACACCAUCUGGUUUUCAUAUAAUUUACCGAAGAUAA